Messenger RNA from Trichomycterus rosablanca, 2904 nucleotides. It is a transcript of the gene tspan7, whose product is annotated as tetraspanin 7b. The record is from RefSeq and is a predicted model, not a curated record. The transcript is spliced from 8 exons. Lineage: Eukaryota; Metazoa; Chordata; Actinopteri; Siluriformes; Trichomycteridae. The coding region runs from base 1 to 750 and encodes 249 amino acids. Gene Ontology annotation, cellular component: plasma membrane.
AUGGCACCGAGGAGAAUGGAGACCAAACCCGUUAUAACGUGUCUCAAAACCCUGCUCGUCGUUUAUUCCUUUGUGUUCUGGAUCACAGGGGCUAUCCUCCUGGCUGUGGGACUAUGGGGGAAGUUUAUGCUUGGACCGUACAUCUCUCUGAUCGCUGAGAACUCCACUAAUGCACCCUACGUCCUUAUUGGAACUGGUACAAUCAUCAUCGUCUUCGGCUUGUUUGGAUGUUUUGCCACUUGCAGGGGGAGCCCAUGGAUGCUCAAACUGUAUGCAAUGUUCCUCUCGCUGGUGUUCCUGGCCGAGCUGAUUGCUGGCAUCUCUGGCUUUGUUUUCCGUCACGAGAUUAAAGGAACCUUCCUGAGGACCUACAGUGAGGCGGUGCAGAACUACAAUGCUCAGGACGAGAGGAGUCUGGCUGUGGAUAACGUCCAGCGGAGUCUUCGUUGCUGUGGUGUGUUAAACUAUACAAGCUGGUUCAACAGUGUGUAUUUCCCGACUAGUGGUAUUCCUCCCAGUUGUUGUGCCAACGUCUCUGACUGCCACGCCUCAGAUCUGCGUAACGCCACUAUAGCAGCUACCAAAGUUUACCAGCAGGGUUGUUAUGAACUGGUUACUUCCUUUAUUGAGACUAACAUGGGCAUCAUUGCUGGGGUGACAUUUGGAAUUGCCUUCUCACAGCUUAUCGGGAUGCUGCUGGCGUGUUGUCUGUCCCGGUUUAUCACUGCUAACCAGUACGAGAUGGUCUAGCAGAGUACAGACAGGUAUGAAGAGGGCAUCCAUCAAUUCAGAGACCUGAGGAGGAAACCCAAGAAAUUAGCACACUCCAUUUUACUCUUCGUUCUUUGAUUCUCUCUUUAUUUACUCUGACGUUUUCUCUGCCCUGCUCUUGGUAGUGUAUCAUUCCUGAUUGUGCAUUUAAUGCCAGCUUUUAGAAUUAAAAGGUAAAGUUUUACUUACUGCGCUCUGUAGAAAGCCAUGCAUGCGCAAGCAAUUACAUUUCUUUGCUUAAAAAUCAACCUCCAUUUUAAUCAGCAACCUAAAUCCAACUGAUUUCAUGCGUUCUAGCUGUACUUCUUUGUCUAAAAAGGUUUUAAUAGAAAAAAUCUAUAUAUAUAUAUACAUAUGAUAAAAGAAUUAAUACAGUUUUUGUUGUCGUUGUUGCUGUACGUAAGCUUUAGUGCGGUUUUUGGUGGAGAGACAUCUCAGAAAGGUUUUGCUUUGUUCAGUUUGUUUUAUUGCCCUCGAUUUCUGAAUCUCGCCGAGUCCCAUUUCUAUGGAGCUGUACAUAGUUUUUCUGCUUGUGCUGCCUUUUAGAGCUUGUUCUUUUUGUCCAAGGUUGCUAUAGCUAGUUUGCACUAGCGAUGUGACAAUACAUAUAAAAGAUGUUUAACUGUGAGAAGGAAAUCAAAUAUAGUUCUGUUAUCACUGUUAUGCUAUUAUGUGAAUAAUAGCUAUAGCUUUGCUCUUUCAGUCCGAGAUUUCAGCCAGGUUGUACUAGAGGUUUGUUGCAAAUUUUCUUUAAUAUUAAGCUGUGUAAUUAUAUAUAGUAAAAUUAUUGUUACAUUUUGAGCUAAAUAUCUAUUUGAAGGAACUUUAUUGCUAGUUUUAUUACUAGUAGAUUGUAUUUAUAUUAAGAAGAACAAUGUUGUGGUCAGUUUGGUGCGACAAUGCUUUGAAACACUUAUUAUUGCUAAUGUGUCACAUGAGCGUCCACAUGUUGGCAUCGUCACUUUAGCUAAUCUGCAAAUAAGAUAAACAGGAAUCUAGGUCAUUACUGGAUUACCUAAAAAGUGAAUUUAAUGACAGCUUUGCUUGCCACUCUGUGUCUGUUCGUCAGCUGGCAAAAAUGUUAAUUGGUGCUAGAUUGUGAUGCCAAACCACCACUGUUUAUCAAGUGCUUUUGAUAUUGACAUUUUUAUGAAUCAGGAUUAAAAUGCAUAUUGUAAGCCGUUCCAAAUUACAAAGGAUUUACAGUAAGCAUUUCAUUUCUAAUUCCUGGUACCUUUAGCUCCUACAGAAAUCAGCUUGCUGUGAGAUACCAAGUGGCAAAGAAAUGCUGUUCUUAAACGCACCUUAGUGAGAGGUGUAGCAUAUGACUGUAAAAUAUAGCCACAACACAUGAAACUUGAAUAGUAUGUUGCUGUUUAAUUUGCUAAGCUAGUUGGCUGACUGGUUGAGUCUUGCAGGGGUUUGUUUUGGUUAAUGUUUAGUAUACAUUCUUGAUGAUCUCAGGCUCAUCUCUUAUCUAGAUCUCUUAGUUUUUAAAUGGACUAAUACACGAGGAAUACAAUGUGAGUGAGGUAAAUUAUUUCAGUCAUUUUAUAAAUAAAAUAUUGGGUCACGUAGGAUUUUAUACAUCAUGAAAUGUAAAGACAAAUACAAAAGUUAAACAGCUAAUCUAAAUCUAAACACUGAAACAAAUUCUGUAAUGAAGUUAACAAGCAAAAAUGAAGUCAUGGAAAUGGUCGGAAUGAGCAAAAUGUUGCUGAAUCUCGGACUGAACUGAACUGUGAAUGUCGUAGUUCAGGCUGCUAGCUCCAUAUUUUGUUCUCUGUGAACUAUUGAAUUUUGUUUUGUUAUAUUUUACUGUAUUUUUUAUUUAUUAGGAUUAUUAUAUAUUAUAUACAGUAGUAUAGGAUGGAUUUGCUGAAUUCUAUUUUACAGCUUCCCCUAGUUUUGGUGGCUCAUUCAGUAUUAUUACCUGGUGGUUGAAGUCUUACGAGUACGUUACAGAUCAAACCACAUAAUGCGAAAACGGACAAGUAAACAAAUAAUAAUCACACUUUGUAUUAUAAAAAUGUAACUUUUUAAACCGCAUCACCACCUAGCAUGUCAGCAAAUAUGUACGUUGAUAUUGUAAACGACUGUGAUGUCUGUUAAUAAAAUGUUCAUUUCAUCAUU